AUGGAGGCUGAGCCAUUGGCUGAAACGGAACCGCUGGAAGAAGUUGAUGGUGCUGCACUUUGUGCUUCUGGUGCUUGCGACUCUGAUUUGCCAGCCUCACUCCUUGGAUCGGAAGCAUUCUACAGUGCCCAUGCUUUGGCCCAAACUGACCCAGUGGAGGCUGUGAAGAUGAUGGCUAGUGGUAUGCAACCUCGGCACUUGCAGCACAUGAGCAUAGAAGCAUUCUAUGGGCUCUACCAGUUGUGGUGUGCUGGGAACCAAUAUCAGGAUGACAAUGUGGCCAAGAUCCGGCGCUUUACCCAGGUGUUUGAGGAGAAGUGGAAGCAUUUGCUCCGUUUCCGUGAGGUAUCACAGCAUGCAAGGUGCACUCAGUGCAGUGAGUUCACACAACGUUUGAAGAAAACAUGCUUGGAACACGAGAGGCAGCAGCUUGAGAAAAGCCAGGCAGUUCACAUCAGGAACAUUCGAAUGUUUCGCCAAACCCAAUCCCGAUUGAAUGUGCUCAGUGAGCAGGCAGUUUCGGGUGAGGGUAGCAACAUGAGCAUUUUGAAGCUUGAUCUGGAUGGCUUAGAUCAAGCCAAGACCCGAUAUCCUCGCAUGAACACCAUCAAUUCGAAGUCAUUGGUCGUUGAGAUAUACUUUGUCCUCGAACCGGAUGUACCGAAGGAUUCUUCAACAGAGGUAACUUGCAUCCUGAAAGCCCUGGACCAUGCCAAAGAGAUCUUGGACAAGCGAGGCAUCCCAAUGCCGGAGCACUUGGUGGUGGAGGACUUUGUCAACAUCGUCAAGGAGAAGGUUCAGCCAGUUCGCAAGCGAGACCUACCUCUCUAUGAUGACUCCACUGGUGAUUCAUGGGCACCAGUAGAAAUUCCUGGCGAAGACUACAAUCACUCCCCUGAUGAUGCCAUCUUGCUGGUGAAGUUUUUGGUGAACUCAGAAUCGCUUUCACAACCACCACUCACGUUCGUGCCAGCUGCCUUCAUGCCAAAGAUGUCCAAGGCAGUAGCCAGCUUGCCAAGGAACCUGUUGUCGGACAGGGCAAAGAAAGAGUGGCACAAAUUUGCACCGGGUCCUGUCCUACCAGUUGCUGUGGCCCCUGACAAGACUGCUUCUAGACCAGAGGGGCAGCCGAAGCCAAAGAGAGGUCGACCCCCCAAGAAUCCAGAUGGACCACCAGCGAAACGAGGCCGCCCAAGGAAAAAUGCAGGCCAAGGAACUGCUGAGGAUCCCUUUGCUGAGCAAUCUGCAGUGGCUCCCAUUGCAGUGCCUCCUGAGCCGGUUCAAGAGGUGGGGGAUGGGAUUGGUGAGGAGCCUGCACCACAAGAUCAGCAGGUGAUUGAGGUGCCCCCCAACCAGCCACCACCCCCAACUCGUGCAACAUUUGCUGGGCGAACCCGGGUGGGAUCAGAAAGUUUUCAGAAGCAAUGGGAUGACCGCAGGGCCAAGUACUACCAAAUGGUACCUCCUGAGCUUUGGAAGGAUGGCUUGGAACGUGAUUUCUGGGCUUUGUGUAGCCAAUGUGAGAGCUUAGAUGAUGCUGUGGUGAAGUUCCUUGAGAAGAACCCUGCCAACAAGCCCCUUGACCAACCACCCAACCAUCGUCUUGCUGCAGCCCCGGUUCGUCAGGCAAAGCAGCCCAAAGCAGCAGCAAAGGUGAAGAGCAAACCGGCUUGUCCUGGUGGCCGUGGACGUGGAGCUGGCCGAGGACGUGGGAAGGGUCGAAAAGGGGCAGGUCAGUAG
Cladocopium goreaui is the source of this 1740-nucleotide messenger RNA. NCBI's taxonomy places the organism in Eukaryota, Dinophyceae, Suessiales, Symbiodiniaceae. The record is from the annotation of a GenBank genome assembly.